ACGCAAAGAUUGAACGUGGAGUGCACCCACGUAAAGUAAUUUCUAUGUCUGCUGCCCAGCUGCACCACUAGCACCCGUACUGAGGUCUUGUAUACCUCACAACACCACCUCAUGCUUGCAGCUCUACGUGCCAAUCUGUAAGGUGGUAUGUUUAAUGCAUACCCUGAACAACAAACCCAACUCGAUCCCGGUCACGCCUGCACCCCUAGCAACGCGGAUGUCGCGUGCCAAAGUAUCUAAGGGCACGGAAAGUCGUGGCAGAAGGCACCAGCAUUAUAUAACUGCAGGUCAUUGAGCCUGACAUAUCCUAGCUAGAAAAUUCUCGUCAAUUCUGACCACCCAAGCGAACAAUUCGUUUCACUUUGACUACUACCUACCACCCCCUAAAACUCGGCAUCUACCCACCAUACGCAUCACGAUGAGCGUCGUCCACGCUAAAAACAUCGUUGUCUUUGGAGCAAUGGGCGCCGGAAAAAGUUCCCUCGUAAACCUCAUCGCAGGCAAACGCAUCGCUGAGACUGGCUCCGAUCUCAAGCGUUGCACACUCACGUGGAUCAAAUAUGAGUUACCCAACCUCCUUGAUGAUGGGGAGCAAUAUAAUAUCUUCGACACGAUGGGCAUCGAGAACCCGGAAAUCGAGCCACGCGAGUACCACGAGUCCAUCAAGAAUGCCAGCCGUCUUCUCCGCGCCCUAGAGUCAAGCGGCGGUACAAAUCUGUUGGUAUAUUGCAUUCAACAAGGCCGCGUGAGUAGCGCGCUGCAGAGCAACUACCAGUUGUUCCGCGAAGUGUUAUAUCAGGGUCGAGUCCCGAUAGUCAUGAUCGUGACACGCCUCGAGGAAGAGCGCGAUAUGGAGGAAUGGUGGACGCGGAACGAAGAAGAGUUAGAGCGUUUCAAAAUCGCGGUGAAAGGGCAUGCGUGCGUAACGACCCUGACGGAGGAAGGUGUGAAGUACAAAACAUCGAGGGAAGCCGUGCGUAAGCUGAUCCGGGAGCAAGCGGACGUUCCGCCAGUGUUAGGGGGGUGGAAGAAGGAGGGGCUAGUCGGAGCGUUCAAGCGGCAGUUCAGGCUACGUACAGAUCCGAAGGAGGAUAAACUACAGAAGGACCUUGUGAGUCAAUGCGGCAUGAAGAAAAAGCUUGCUUCAAAAGUUGCAAAGACAAUCAUGUACACGUGACGUAGCCCCACGAACUUUCUGUAAUAAUAUUGAGACCUACAACUAGUAGUACAUACGUACUACGGGCUGGCUUCAUACUACAUCGGUUUUAUCACCUUGCUCUGGCAGCUGUGGUGCAGGCCACUUAAAUUUGGUGGUCGAAAAUGAAAAUGUGUGCUUCUCCUACAACAACCAAACACCCUUCCACAACAUCUCUUUCACAGCAGAGGACUCGGACGCGUAGCCCGAGUCAGCGAGUCAGGCGCAAGCAAAAGCACAACCCUCCCAUCCUCUACUGGUCUAACCAGGACAAGGUCAC
Molecule: messenger RNA, 1475 nt
Organism: Suillus clintonianus
Lineage: Eukaryota; Fungi; Basidiomycota; Agaricomycetes; Boletales; Suillaceae
Exons: 2
Coding region: 419-1177 (252 amino acids)
Molecular function (GO): GTP binding
Source: RefSeq, a predicted model, not a curated record